CUGUUCUAACAGAUCCCCUUAGCCCAGUCGGAGGCGUUCCUGACAGACCUCUUGGAUAAAGUGUGCGAGCGAAUGAAUGACUACAGGCUUGAAGAAGACCCUGUGACUAAGGAGAAGACUUUCAAGAGAUUUGCUCCAAGGAAGGGAGACAAAAUAUACAAAGAAUUUAAAAAAUUCUAUUUUUAUUCUGAUGCUUACAGACCUUUGAAAUUCGCGUGCGAAACCAUAAUAGAGGAGUAUGAAGAUGAAAUAUUCUCACUUAUCGCCCAGGAGGCACACUCCCUCGCUGACGAGCUGUGCAGUGAAAAAUCAGAUCUGUGUGAAACUUCUACUGCUCACGCUGAGCUCUAGGAGUGAGGGUGCCCUGGUUAGAGGGGAGUGGAGUCCCAGCUCGAGGUGGUCGUCUGCAGCUGUGUCUUCAUGUCUCCUCCUGGGAAGAAAUCUUACAUCUCUUACUUAUACCACGUUAUCUCAUGUGUGAGGUUGUAUGAAAAUCUGUUGGGCAUCAUGACAAACCCGAUUCCCUCUCCAGGUGAAGCUGCAGAGUGCGUAAAACAAAUUACCUUUGAGGAUUUUGAUACAAAUAGGCUUGGCAGUAAAGCAUUCAAUUUGGUAAAAGGAAAAAAGUGAAGACACUUCAUAAAUGAAAUAAGGAUUUAAUAAUGUAUACUGUGUAUUUUAUGCACAUAUACAAGUAUAGUGUUCUGUUUGAUAAGAACUUGAUUUGACUUCUUAAAUUUUGAUUGGUCAUGAAAUUAAGAAAAUAUAUUGCCACAAAUUCCAGAUUAUGUCUUCUGAGUUUGUAUGGCUAUUGGUGAAAGAAACGAACUCACUUUAUAUCAGGAAUGAAAUUUAAAUUUCU
This is a messenger RNA of Ceratotherium simum simum (southern white rhinoceros), 862 nucleotides long. It is a transcript of the gene CNPY1, whose product is annotated as canopy FGF signaling regulator 1. The record is from RefSeq and is a predicted model, not a curated record. NCBI's taxonomy places the organism in Eukaryota, Metazoa, Chordata, Mammalia, Perissodactyla, Rhinocerotidae. Gene Ontology annotation, cellular component: endoplasmic reticulum.